Molecule: messenger RNA, 5898 nt
Organism: Nerophis ophidion (straightnose pipefish)
Lineage: Eukaryota; Metazoa; Chordata; Actinopteri; Syngnathiformes; Syngnathidae
Gene: nrros
Product: negative regulator of reactive oxygen species
Exons: 3
Coding region: 169-2229 (686 amino acids)
Molecular function (GO): protein binding
Source: RefSeq, a predicted model, not a curated record
ACACACACACAAUCACACACACACAAAAAAGGUGUCAGUUGUUUUAGUCAGGACGGCGCUGGGGGGUCACGCAUGAGAACACGCACUGCGGCGGUGGCGACAUGGUGAUGGGAAGAGGCGUCUGUGGCUUGGGGAAUCCACACCUAACCACCACCUGAGGAUGUUAAAAUGUCAGUUCAAGGCCCUUCGCUGUGUGGCUUACUAUUAUUCUUCAUGUCCUUACGGAGCACCCUGACGCCAGCCUCCAGUCAUCCACCACAUCAUCCGUGCCGCCUGACACAAAGGACAGCUCUCUGCAACAAUAGCAACCUGACGUCUGUUCCUGCGGGACUACCCGGCAGCACCGAGGAGCUUCAUCUCAAUUUUAAUCUCAUUAAGACACUACAGGGCAAUUGUCUUCAAUACCCCUCACUCACUACCCUCAGUUUAGCCUGCAAUAAUCUGGAGACAUUAAAGCGGAACACUUUUCAGCACUCCCAAUUGUUAAAAAGUCUCAAUUUUGCCAAUAAUAAUCUGUACGUCAGCUUCGAAGAAACCAGCAAUGCUCUAAAGAUGCUACCCGAGCUCAAAUCCUUAGAUCUGUCAGAGAAUAAGAUAGAUGAAGACAUGGCUGCAGUUCUUCUUCAAAAUCUGACAUCUCUGGAGUACCUAAAUCUUUCCGGAAACCUCUUGCAACGCAUCGAUGAGACCUCGUUUAGGGAUCUUCACCUACUCAAAGAGCUGGACCUGCAGAGGAACCUCCUGUUUGAGAUCGACAACGCCUUUGACAACACUCCCAAACUACAACGGCUCAAUUUGGCCAUCAAUCUCCUGCCCUGCCUGACCGACUUCCACAUGACCCAGCUGGUGGUUCUCAACGCCAGCCACAACUUCAUCGAGUGGUUCAUCUCCAGGCAGGACGUCAAUGACACCUUCCAAAUAGAGACGCUCGAUCUGUCCGAUAACAAACUGCUAUUUUUUCCUUUCUUACCCAACGUGAGCCGCUUGAGAAAUCUUUACCUGUCCUACAACAGCCUGAGUUUCUACGAGCACCUGGAGGACGACGUCACCUACCCAAACCUGACCGCGACGGUGGAAUUCUACAACACGAUGAGGAACACUACGAACAUAACAGCUCGGCUGUGGGAUGACAACCUUCACGGGGACAUCUCCUCGGUCCAGAUGUUAGACCUGCGAGGGAAUCGGUUGCGGUACUUCCCGCGAGGAUUCAUCCGGAAAAUGCCAUUCCUGUCUCGACUCCGGUUGAGUUCAAACUGUCUGGAGAGUUUGAAUCUGACUUUGGAGCAGUUCUCUGGGAGCUUGUUUGAGUUGGAUGUUAGCAACAACCGCCUGAAGGAGAUUGUGACCAACGACGUUACACUGGGAACUCUCAGCAAUCUCACAUACCUCAACCUCAGCCUCAAUGAUCUUGACUGCGGAUCUUCUGGACUAUUCUUUGCAUUGUCAAGCCUGGGAUCAGUGGACCUGAGUUACAACAACAUCGGCACGUGUCUUCCUGACGGGGCCGAGGCCAGCUCAGGCUCCAACACAGCGUCUGUGGACUGGAAAACAACCGUGUCCUUAAGGCGGCUUUACUUAAAGGGAUGCAAGCUCGGAAAAAUUCCUCCGUCGGCAUUCUCCGGCAUGUCUCUCACACAUUUAGACCUGUCCGACAACCCUCAGCUAAGUAGCCAACGGUCCAUACAAAGUUUGAGCGGCACGUUACAGCACUUAGGUCUGGGAAACACGCACAUCGGGGACUUGGACUUCUCAGAUUUUCGAAAUCUGGAAUCUCUGAAUAUUUCUUGCAAUUCCCUCUCCCGUAUUCCCGCCUCGGUCGUAAAGCUGGACCUAAAACUGCUUGACUUGAGGGACAACAAGCUGUCUACUAUCCCCUCGGCUCAGGCCAAGACAUUAGCUUCGAAACUUCACACUGUUUUCCUCACGGGAAAUCCAUUCAACUGCUGCCAAACGGAAUGGUUUCGGACAUUUGAAAGAACAAAGACGAUCCACGUGGUGGGACAGUCAGACAUUGAGUGUACAGAUCUCUUUCGAAUCCACAGCAUCCUACAUUCCCGGAUGUUUCUAUGUCAAGAGGAAACCGGGGAAUCUAUGUUUUGGUAUAUUGUCCUUUUUGUUCCCAUUUGUGUUUCUUUACUGGGCAUUUUAUUGAUUGUUUUCCUUACUGUGAAGCCCAAAGUAAUACACAAGUCGAUCAAAAAGAAAUGUUUCAAGCCGACACCCUAUUGACCCCGGAAAACAAACCGCAGUUCUGUCGGCACUGACUGAGAGGGCACUCUUUUGCAUUUUACAGUUGUUUUUUCCUACACCACAAUAAGGCGAAACCUUGUUCAGAGUAAAACUAAACAAGACUCGUUUCACAACAUUUCUAAUUGGAUUGGGGCUAAACUCAAAAUAGAAAAAGGUUAGCAUUUACUUAGCAUGUCAUACAAGAUUGUAGGGGUGCUCAAAAAAGUGUAUUCAAAUUUGACUCGCACUUAGUUCUAAAUUGGUUCCUAAUGUUCAAAAAACAAUAAAAAAAAUGCAUAAAUACUAUAUAUAGUACAGGCCAAAAGUUUGGACCCACGUUCUCGUUCAAUGCGUUUUCUUUAUUUUCAUGACUAUUUACUAGAGAUGUCCGAUACUAUCGAGCUGCCGGCCGAAAAAUGCUCUAAAAUAUAAUAUCGGAAAUUAUUGGUAUUGGUUUCAAAAAGUAAUAUUUAUAACUUUUUAAAACGGUACAUGGAUGUAGGGAGAAGUACAGAGCGCCAAUAAACAAAGGCACGGCCUUUACGUAUCCAAUCACACAAUAACUACGGCUUUUCACACACACAAGUGAAUGCAAUGCAUACUUGGUCAACAGCCAUACAGGUCACACUGAGGGUGGCCGUGUAAACAACUUUAACACGGUUAGAAAAUAUGCGCCAUACUGUGAACCCACACCAAUAUAGCUCAGUUGGUAGGGCGGCCGUGCCAGCAACUUGAGGGUUGCAGGUUCGAUUCCCGCUUCUGCCAUCCUAGUCACUGCCGUUGUGUCCUUGGGCAAGACACUUUACCCACCUGCUCCCAGUGCCACCCACACUGGUUUAAAAAUGUAACUUAGAUAUUGGGUUUCACUAUGUAAAAAGCGCUUUGAGUCACUAGAGAAAAGCGCUAUGUAAAUAUAAUUCACAAACAAGAAUGACAAACACAUUUCGGCAGAACAUCCGCACCGUAACACAACAGAACAAAUACCCAGAAGCCCUUGCAGCCAUAACUCUCCUGGGACGCUACAAAACACCCCCCCCCGCUACCCUCUACCCCGCCCACCUCAACCUCCUCAUGCUCUUUUAGGGAGAGCAUGUCCCAAAUUCCAAGCUGCUGUUUUGAGGCAUGUAAAAAAAAAUAACGCACUUUGUGACGUCAAUAAUAAGGCAUUUUUUUCCAUAACUUGAGUUGAUUUAUUUUGGAAAACCUUGUUACAUUGUUUAAGGCAUCACAACAAAAUUAGGCAUAAUAAUGAGUUCAUUCCACGACUGUGUAUAUCGGUAUCGGUAAUUAAGAGUUGGACAAUAUCGGAAAUCGGCAAAAAAGCCAUUAUCGGACAUCGUAGAUUGUCACUGAAGGCAUCAAACGAUGAAUGAACACAUGAGGAGUUAUGUACUUAACAAAAAAAAAGGUGCAAUAACUGAAAACAUAUUUUAUAUUCUACUUUCUUCAAAAUAGCCACCUUUUGCUCUGACUUCUGCUUUGCACACUCUUGGCAUUCUCUACAUGAGCUUCAAGAGGGAGUCACCUGAAAUGGUUUUUACUUCAUUGUUGUGAUGCCUUCAGGGACACUCUACAAUGUAAAUAGUCUUAAAAAUAAAAGAAUCACAUUGGAAUGAGAAGGUGAGUCUAAACUUCUAGAACAGGGGUAGGGAACCUAUGGCUCUAGAGCCAGAUGUGGCUCUUUUGAUGACUGCAUCUGGCUCUCUGAUAAAUCUUAGCUGACAUUGCUUAACACGAUAAUUAUUAAUAAUUUCGCUGGUAAUCACAGUGCUAAAAAUAACGUGCAAAAUAUAAAACAUUCUCAUGCAUUUAAAUCCAUCCAUCCGUUUUCUACCGCACCUGUUCAAGAAGUCGCAUUAAUGGUAAGAAGUAUUUUAUGUCACGAUGGGUGGGUGGGUCGCAGCUUCCUGCAGGGUCGUUCUCCCAGGAAGGCAGACGGACUACUCGGGACAUGGCAUUUAGGUAAAAACAUGAUUUAAUUUUAACUAAAAAAAGAUACAAACAAAAAUCGCUCACAGUGGAAGCACAACUUGGGCGAAGAAACUAAGCUAACGCAUAAACAGACUAUGAACAUAAAUCAAACAAAACUUACUUGGCAUGGCAUGAAGCACGAAACUAUGGCAAGGCAUGAAAAAAGUCAGCACAGGGCGACUGACUGGCAAAGACGAGCUUAAAUACUGCCUCUGAAUAGCGCUCGGAAGCAGGUGAGCGGGCAUUUUGUCCACCAGAGCCAGGUGGACAAAAUAAGUAACCAAGGAAACCAGACAAGGGAGUGGAAAAAAACAGGAACUUAAAGAGUCCAAAGGACAAACAGCACAUGGCCAAACAAAAACAUGAUCAACAGACAUGACAUUUGAUUUAUUAUUGGUUAGCUUCAGAAUAACAAUGUUAUUAAAAAGAAUAAGAGACUUAUUAUACUCUAAAAAUGUUGGUCUUACUUAAAAAUGCACACAUUUAGUUGUAUUCAGUGUUAAAAAAUAUGAUACGGCUCUCACGGAAAUACAUUUUGAAAUAUUUGGCUUUCAUGGCUCUCUCAGCCAAAAAGGUUCCCGACCCCUGGCAUAGCCUGUACUGUAUGUUUAGGGGUCUAUUUUCAAAACAAUGUUUUCAGGCCACCUCAGAGCUUAUUUUGUGUAGACGUCAGCAGUCAAGGAGCUUUUGUAACAUGUAAGGUUUUGUUAUUUUUAUACAAAAUAAUUAAAUGUGAUCGGUUCGCAGCCGAGUGUGAAGCGGCCGGAAUGAGAAUCAGCACCUCCAAAUCCGAGUCCAUGGUUCACGCCCGGAAAAGGGUGGAGUGCCAUCUCCGGGUUGGGGAGGAGACCCUGCCCCAAGUGGAGGAGUUCAAGUACCUAGGAGUCUUGUUCACGAGUGGGGGAAGAGUGGAUCGUGAGAUCGACAGGCGGAUCGGUGCGGCGUCUUCAGUAAUGCGGACGUUGUAUUGAUCCGUUGUGGUGAAGAAGGAGCUGAGCCGGAAGGCAAAGCGCUCAAUUUACCGGUCGAUCUACGUUCCGAUCCUCACCUAUGGUCAUGAGCUUUGGGUCAUGACCGAAAGGAUAAGAUCACGGGUACAAGCGGCCCAAAUGAGUUUCCAGGUCUCUGCCUUAGAGAUAGGGUGAGAAGCUCUGUCAUCCGGGAGGAACUCAAAGUAAAGCCGCUGCUCCUCCACAUCGAGAGGAGCCAGAUGAGGUGGUUCGGGCAUCUGGUCAGGAGGCCACCCGAACGCCUCCCGAGGGAGGUGUUUAGGGCACGUCCAACCGGUAGGAGGCCACGGGGAAGACCCAGGACACGUUUGGAAGACUAUGUCCUGGGCACGCCUCGGGAUCCCCCGGGAAGAGCUAGACGAAGUGGCUGGGGAGAGGGAAGUCUGGGCUUCCCUGCUUAGGCUGCUGCCCCCGCGACCCGACCUCGGAUAAGCGGAAGAAGAUGGAUGGAUGGAUGGAUAAUUAAAUGUGAGAACCGCAGUGAAUUAAGAACUGUGUUGAAUCGAAUCAUUACCUUAAGAAUCGGAAUCGAAUCAUGAGCUGUAAGAAGAGUCCCAUCACUUUUCGAUUGGUUUUACAACCAAAUCCUUGAAAUUUUUCUGGAUGCGGUCCUGGGUAGAAAAAUUGUGAUAUUUUGGAUACUGACAACUACAUCUGUGACUGUCAAGAAUAAAACUUUGUGGAAGUA